AUGAUGAGAACGAUCGAAAAGAAUUUUAAUGAAUCCCAAAAGCAAUUGGAGGGUGCUGCGCAAAUAGAGGCGCAACGCAUAAAACAUUCUGACGCCUUAAAAUUCACCAUCGCACGCCCACGACAACUGCAGUAUUACGACGAUGCGCCAAAUACUGAACCCUCCGAAGUAAGAUUGUUGAUCGAUCCACUACCCCUGAAUGAUCAUUUGCAGUCUCAGCAUGACACCAAUCAGCAUCCAUCCAAUCCGUAUAUUCCCAAUGUCUCUUUUGAAAUCAUAAAGCCACCAGACCCAUUUCAGGCCACCGUUAUAGACAUGGAUCCAUUCUUGGACUCAAGCAGCGUAGAAAUAUCUCAGCCACCUGAAAAACAGAAUUUGGAUCCGACAGCAGAGAGUGUAUAUGGAAAAGAUAUAUAUGAUGAUGACCUCUACAUCGACGUCCCCGACCGCCCGCUAAAGGACCCCGUGGACGACUUGGACUUUAAUCACGACCCUCCAACUCCCCCAACCGCCGAGCCACUUGAGCCCAUCGGCCCAUCUACCACCGCCGUCGCAAUCAACUUCCCGCCCAUCGAUCCUACGCAGGAUCUCCCCAAAAGGUUUGCCGACAACUACAGUCACAGCCCUGAUGCCGUUCAAAUGUGCGUCGCUCCCUGGCUCACCCAGAAACCCACGCAUGAUGCUGCCGAUAUCCCCGAGACGGAGCUGUUCCCCACCGAGGCACCGAGUACAGUCAGGGGGAUGCUUAUUUGGCUGGCGGGACUGCAGCACACAAAGCAUCAUGUGGUUCUGGAAAUGUGCAUUAAUGAUGCUUUUAAACGCGGUGAUGGUGACGUUUCCAGCCUCCAACUCCCAGUCAACGGUGCUCAUAUCCUCCCUCAACAUGUCAUCGACACCAUCCAGCUUGCCGCCGUUUUCGCAGCCUCAGUGCUAUCCGCCAUUGAGCCUGCCUGGAAAGGUAACAUCUCAUUGUUUGCAACACUCAAACGUAAGGACUCCGACCAAUCCAAGGACGCUGAUUGCUGUGCCCUCCUCUGCCAGCUGCGGGACUACGUCUACGCCUGCUGCCACCAGUUGGCGUUCCUAAAGUCGCAGUGUUCUCGGGAUCAACUCAAUGGUGGCUGGCAAGAUUGUCCGUACGGCUGUGACGUCUCCUCCAACUCCCCCCUCCAGGCCUUCCUGACCGACGCAUCCGACUUCGAGACUCACUUCUUCGACCCCUGCAACAUCUGCCGCAAGAGCCGGGUCCACAUGGGAUUCAGAGAGGAGGAUUUGCCUGACACUCAGCAAACUGGCAAACAUCUCCACACCAUCCUCUCUCCCACCUGCGGCGGCGAGGAUCCCCUGCUGAGAUUGGCCUCCUACCUCACCUGCCUCACCAGGCGGACGCCGCGCACCACCGGGGAGCUUGUUUCUUUCUUCCACAAUUUCGGGAAUGAGAUGCAUUCAUCAUCUUCACAGUCGUCCAAGGUGGGUACAUCCUUAACCAAUCAGCAUGACGACUGCCCCGGCUGGGACCGUCUCAGAGACUCCGACCUUCACGCCAUCAAGGACGCCAGGGGCUCCGUCCCUCCAAGCUCCAUCCACGACCACGGCGAUUUCAAUACCCUGUCCACGCUGCUUGGCUGCGGCAUCGAUAAUGUGCAGUGCCCACAACUCAUGAUGCCCAUCACCUACCGGGCCUACGCCCUGUACUCUUCCAGCUUCGCCCACGACUACCUCAGCUGGGCAGUCCACCUGGCUGACAGACUCCACGAGUCACUGCUCAGGCUGCACUGUGAUCUCGAGAGACUUCAAUGCCACGACUCCAAGCUCAAGUCUAUUCACCAGCAGAAUGGUGUCACUCUACCACGAGGUAGAUGA
Molecule: messenger RNA, 1863 nt
Organism: Babesia ovata
Lineage: Eukaryota; Apicomplexa; Aconoidasida; Piroplasmida; Babesiidae
Product: Ribosome-binding protein 1
Exons: 1
Coding region: 1-1863 (620 amino acids)
Source: RefSeq, a predicted model, not a curated record